Molecule: messenger RNA, 1813 nt
Organism: Juglans microcarpa x Juglans regia
Lineage: Eukaryota; Viridiplantae; Streptophyta; Magnoliopsida; Fagales; Juglandaceae
Product: mitochondrial-processing peptidase subunit alpha-like
Exons: 13
Coding region: 158-1675 (505 amino acids)
Biological process (GO): proteolysis
Cellular component (GO): mitochondrion
Molecular function (GO): metalloendopeptidase activity; metal ion binding
Source: RefSeq, a predicted model, not a curated record
ACCGCAGAGGAUCCAACCCUCCCGAAAACCCAACCCAAAGCCUGUUCUCUUCUUCGGAUCUCCCUGUAGCACAGUUUCUUUCAGAAAACCUCAAAAAGACACGCAGACUGCGUUCCCCACAAAGGUUUCCCUGGGCUUUAUCGUUGUCUACCUUACCAUGUACCGAGUUGCAGCUUCCCGUCUUAGGUUUCUCAAGGAUCAUGUGGGCACUCUGGGCGCCAUUAGGUUUGCAACUUCCAGCGCAGUUACUGAAAAGCAGUCUUCAGGGGGCCUCUUUAGCUGGCUGACGAGUCAACAGUCUAGAACUCUACCUUCUCUGGAGCUCCCACUAGCAGGCGUGGCCCUCUCUCCUCCACUACCCGAUCAUGUUGAACCAAGUAAAACUAAAAUUACAACUCUCUCUAAUGGUGUCAAAAUAGCUUCGGAAACAUCGCCGAACCCUGCAGCAUCCAUAGGAUUAUACCUUGAUUGUGGUUCCAUUUAUGAGACCCCGGAAUCAUUUGGGGCUUCGCACUUGUUAGAACGGAUGGCCUUCAAGAGCACAACAAACAGAAGCCACUUACGCAUUGUGAGGGAAGUGGAGGCAAUCGGAGGUAACAUAGGAGCCUCGGCCUCUCGGGAGCAAAUGGGGUACACUUUUGAUGCACUAAAAACUUACGUUCCUCAAAUGGUAGAGUUGCUUGUUGACUCUGUGAGGAACCCUGCCUUCUUGGAUUGGGAGGUCAACGAAGAGCUGCUAAAGGUGAAGGCAGAGCUUGGAGAACUUUCUAACAAUCCUCAAGGCUUACUAUUGGAGGCAAUUCACUCAGCUGGUUACUCUGGUGCAUUGGCAAAUCCACUUUUGGCUCCUGAAGCCGCAUUAAACAGAUUGGAUGGUACCAUUUUGAAGGAAUUUGUUGCUGAGAAUUAUACUGCUCCUCGGAUGGUUCUUGCAGCAUCUGGGGUUGAACAUGAUGAGCUUCUGUCCAUUGCAGACUCGCUUCUCUCUGACUUACCAAGCACACGCCGUCUUGAAGAGCCAAGAUCUGUAUACGUUGGAGGGGAUUAUCGUCGUCAUGCUGAUAUAGUGAACACACAUAUUGCUCUUGCUUUUGAAGUUCCUGGUGGCUGGCGUAAAGAGAAAGAAGCUGUUCUUGUGACUGUUCUUCAGAUGCUUAUGGGAGGAGGUGGUUCAUUCUCUGCUGGGGGCCCUGGAAAAGGGAUGCACUCACGACUAUAUCUGAAUGUCUUGAAUGAAUACCAGCAGAUCCAAUCAUUUUCUGCAUUCAACAGCAUCUUCAAUGAGACAGGAUUGUUUGGCAUUUAUGCUAGCACUGGCCCUGACUUUGCGCCAAAAGCAGUUGAUAUAGCAGCAGGAGAAUUAAUCUCAAUUGCAACACCUGGAAAAGUUACCGAGGUGCAGCUUAAUCGUGCCAAAGAGUCCACAAAAUCUGCUGUCUUGAUGAAUCUGGAAUCUAGAAUGAUUGUAUCAGAGGAUAUAGGGAGGCAGAUUUUGACUUAUGGAAAGAGGCUGCCGGUGGAGCAUUUCUUGAAGGCUGUGGAUGAAAUCACAUUGAAGGAUAUUACUAGCAUAUCACAGAAGAUCAUUUCUUCACCUCUAACAAUGGCAUCAUAUGGGGAUGUUCUUAAUGUCCCCAGCUACGAAUCUGUUAGCAGCAAGUUCCAUGCAAAAUGAGUCUCUUUGUUUCCAUAAUUUUUUUUUUAAUAAAAGAUUAAAAGAAGAGAUUUUUGGUGAAUGUAACAAUGUAUCUCUUCGACAAAUUAAUGUUGUUUUCUUACGUUGUCGUCAUGACGACAACAACAUUUCAUAUCA